CGAACCUGGUCGGUGUCCCGUUGUCUACUCACCACCAGAUGUCACUCUCGCUCCACCCACUCACUCUGACUGUCGCUUUGCAUCUCGGACUGCAUCUCCCAUCCUCCACCGCUCUGAUUGCGUCAGCCCCCAUUACCAAUCAGCGACAGUAUAAAAGCCCCGGACUUUCCCCUGCACGUCACGGUGUAUUGAAUGUUUAUGUCCUGUAUUUCCUUGCUCCUUGUUCCUAGUUUUCCUUGUGCUCUGUGUUUAUGUUUGCUACUGUUUUGACCCUGUCUGCCAGACCAUGUCUAUGUCUCAUCAGAUGAAUAAAAGUUCGCAUUUGGAUCCGCUCGCCUCUCGACUCACUCCCACUGUUACAGAAUACACCGUCAUACAAGGAUCCAGCAACUUUUUUUCACGGACAUCAUCCAGGUAUGGACUAUACUUAUUUGACUGUGGGCUCGUCUUUCACGGUGGGUGUCGCUAAUGAGGAACGCGAUACCCCAGUGAUGCCGGUCGCGCAACCCGCUCGCGGAGUGGCGGGCGCGUCGGAGCGCGCUCAUAUAAUGGCGGCUAAUGUGGAGCCGGCUCGCAAAAUGGCGGCCGCGCCGGAGCGCGACGCCACGAACACGCCGGCCGCCUGGCCUGCUCACGACACGGCGGCCCUGCUGGAGCACGCUCAAGCAGGGGUGGCCGCGUUGGAUCGGCUUCUCGAAAUGGUGGCGAACAUGGGGCUCAUUCGCAAAAUGGCGGCGAGAACGGAGCUCCGUCAUGUCACAGCUGCUAUACCUGAGCCAUAUGAAGUUGCAGCUGCGUUUCCUGAUUCAAGUCAAGUUUCCAAGUCAAGUCAAGCUACAGCUGCUGUUCCUGUGUCAAACCAAGCUGGAGCUGUGUUUCCUGUGUCAAGUCAAGUUACAGAGCCACCGCACAAGAUGGCUGCCACGCCAGAGCCACCGCACAAGAUGGCUGCCACGCCAGAGCCACCGCACAAGAUGGCUGCCACGCCAGAGCCACCGCACAAGAUGGCUGCCACGCCAGAGCCUGCUAAAGCCCCGUCAGUCAAGCCACAGCCUGCUCAGGCCAUCUCAGUCAAGCCACAGCCUGGUCACGUCAUGUUUUCUGCUCCUGAGUCGGCACCUAUCAUGGCCAGUCUUCCCGAAGCGGUUUCUGAGUCAAGUCACAUCCCAGGCCAUAACGCAGUUUCCUGCUCCGCCCCAGCUCCCGCCUGGUCACAAGCCUGCUCCAGAGCGCCCGCCUAG
Molecule: messenger RNA, 1241 nt
Organism: Labeo rohita (rohu)
Lineage: Eukaryota; Metazoa; Chordata; Actinopteri; Cypriniformes; Cyprinidae
Product: skin secretory protein xP2-like
Exons: 3
Coding region: 417-1241 (274 amino acids)
Source: RefSeq, a predicted model, not a curated record